AUGUUCCGCAAUCGCACCAACACUCAGAAGCCUGAUGAUGAGCUCAUCAGUCGCUUCCAAAGCACAUUCGCGGAUGUCGUUCCCCGACGAGCCAGUCAUGCAAGUGCCUCACACAGCACAUUUCCCAACGGGACGGGAGAUCCCAUGGUUUCGAACAGGUAUGCAGUCCAAAGCUAUGCUAGCCCGGGACCGGAGGCUGAUCUGGCACACGGCUUCAGACCAUUGGAACACCAUGAGAUGAAGGUGGAGGAGCACGGUUUGAAAUUCUCCAGCGAACGAACUCCUCGGAAUCUGCAGGAUCUCAACUUCACGCCCUCAUGGAUCGAUUCGCAAUCGAUGACGAUGAUGUCUCUUGCCGGGCAGCACCCGGGGUUUUAUACGCCAAACUCGGGAGGGAUGGGUGCCAUUUUCCACAACCAGGCAGGCGACCUACACACGCCUACCGCUGGACUGAACAUGAUUACGCCUCUUACCCUUCCCAACCCGAUCCCCAUCGGCCAACAUAAUCCCCCGUCUACGAUAAACCACUUCAAUCAGCAAUACCUCGCCCAACACAUGCCCGAUAUGAAUCCUUACGUUCAACAACAGACCUUUGCUCCCAGUGCAUUCAUGCACCGAGACUCGUACGAUGCUAUGGACGAAUCUGUGGACACCCCGUCAAUCACGUCAAUCAAUAGUUUCCCAAUUGAUCAAGCAUCAAACUUGUCUGUAUCUACGGAUUACUCGGGUGCUCUUAACAUCAGUUACGCCGAAGGUGAAAAUUUCCGCUACAAUGUCUCUCUGCGAGCUCCAACAGCAAUGGUCAAGCAUUGGCGAGAAGUUCCCAUCUCCUACCUUAACAAGGGUCAAGCGUAUAACCUGACAGUCGUGGACUCUAACCCGCCCAUGGUCGGCUCUGAGCCGCUCCAGUACCGAACAUACGUGCGAGUUUCCUUUGAAGAAGAAGAACAGCGUUCGAAACCGGCCGCCUGCUGGCAAUUAUGGAAAGAAGGUCGCGGUAUGAGCGAGUCGCACCAACGGGGAGGGAAGCUACUGGCAGUGGAAUAUGUGGAUCCGCACCAGGGUGGUGAGGACCACAAGCCCCGUCAAAUUCAGGUCGAGCACACAUCUUUCGAUGGAUUCUGCGUUACUUGGACUGCCAAUCCGGCAACCGGCACACCUGACUGUUCAAUCCCUGUGCGAUUCAAUUUCUUGUCGACCGAUUUCAGUCAUUCCAAGGGUGUAAAGGGUAUCCCGGUGCGAUUAUGUGCAAAGACAGAACUUCUGACACCCGGUGAUGGAUCGGAAAGUCCCCGCGAGGCGGAGGUAUGCUAUUGCAAAGUGAAGCUCUUCCGUGACCACGGUGCCGAGCGCAAGCUCUCCAAUGAUAUUGCGCAUGUCAAGAAGACGAUUGAGAAGUUGAAGCAGCAGAUUACCCAAACAGAGAUGGGCGGUGGGUUCAGCAAGCGCAAGCGCGGAAGUAACGCCACGGCGAACUUGAAGAUGGCAGACCGGUCCAAGAACCACCUGAAACACAAGCGCACAUUUUCCGUGAGCUCACAGGACGGUCAACCCGAGAAGUUGUCUUUGGAAGAUGAUCUGCAAGCCAAGUUGGUUAUGAUGCAGGACAUGUUCUCAUCGACUCGCACAAUGAGUGUUCUUGCCUUGCGCGGUGACGAGGAAGAUGACCCGGACUUGUACCCUGUUCGGCUACCCGCUGAUGGCGAAACCCUCAAGGUGGAACUUCUCGGUCGACAGAACACAAGCGCUUUGCAAUCGAUGGAGUCUUCGAUUCCUUCUCCAUCCAGCAGCAGUGUCUCUUUUAACUCGCCCCAAGUACACGAGAGCAAAUUGGGUGCUGCCUUGAAGGACUCGAAGAAUCCAACCACCGUCCCGCGGGUCACGAUUGACGAUUCUAUCUCGACUGGAUUCAUCGAGGCUGUUGAUAUUGACCCGACAUACCGCCCACCUGCGGAGCGUCCACCAAAGCCUAUUGCAUGCUUUUACGUUCACUUCGCCGGUACUGACCAGCAGCCCGAUUACUACCGUGCCAUCUACCUUACUGAGCGCACUGUACGGGACUUGAUGAGGAAGAUUUCCGAAAAGAAUCACCUCGACCCAGCCCGCAUCGUGCGCAUUCUGCAUGUCAACCAGAACGGCCUCCGAAUCAUGGUUGACGACGAUGUGGUCCGCGAGCUUCCAGAGGGACAAGACAUGAUCGUCGAUAUCUAUGAGUCUCCCGCUACUACGAAUGAAGACGGCGAUUGGUCGCCUGGUACUCCGGUGGAAAUCAAGUUGACAUACUGA
Penicillium daleae is the source of this 2286-nucleotide messenger RNA. Its product is annotated as grainyhead-like protein. The coding region runs from base 1 to 2286 and encodes 761 amino acids. The transcript has 4 exons. Gene Ontology annotation, cellular component: nucleus. Gene Ontology annotation, molecular function: RNA polymerase II cis-regulatory region sequence-specific DNA binding; DNA-binding transcription activator activity, RNA polymerase II-specific. Lineage: Eukaryota; Fungi; Ascomycota; Eurotiomycetes; Eurotiales; Aspergillaceae. Gene Ontology annotation, biological process: regulation of transcription by RNA polymerase II. The record is from RefSeq and is a predicted model, not a curated record.